Molecule: messenger RNA, 1242 nt
Organism: Rhipicephalus microplus (southern cattle tick)
Lineage: Eukaryota; Metazoa; Arthropoda; Arachnida; Ixodida; Ixodidae
Product: zinc finger C3HC-type protein 1-like
Cellular component (GO): nucleus
Molecular function (GO): zinc ion binding
Source: RefSeq, a predicted model, not a curated record
CAUGCCGGCGUUUUGAAAUGAAAGCCUCACUAAAGCAGCAUUAGCAGGUGUUCUCUGGUAGUUGCUGUCUGCUGCGACGUUCUCUUGUGUACAGCAGUGCCUGUUGUGAAUGAUGUCUGCAGCAAAAUUUUUACCGAGCAUAGAGUCAUUGGGGUAUGAACUGCCAAUGUGCAGAGAAGAAUACGAAAAUUACAAGACGCGCAUCCAAACUUUCAUUGACGAGUACGGAUCUCAAUCCAAAUGGUCCUGUAAGCCACCAGAACUUUCGCCAUCGGUGUGUGCUCGGUUUGGUUGGAAGUGUGUCGGUGACGACAUGCUCUGUUGCGUCUCGUGCAAGUCGCAUCUCGAUUGCCAACUCAAUCUCCGUUUGGGCCACAAGCUGUAUAAGGAAUGUACAGAAAAGCUGGUUUCAUCUCUGAAAGAUGCUCAUAAAAGCUGUUGCCCUUGGAAGACUGCACCUUGUCCGGAGUCCUAUGCUGUCAUGGAGCCAGUGAUGCGUCAUGAAGCCCUUGACCAGUUGCGCGAGAGACUUGGUACACUAGUCCCCAUCUUCUCCUCGCUCCCUUUGCUCAGCACUGAGCAGCUUCAGAAGCAGCUUGGUAAUGAAGCAAUAGCAAAGAUAUGCAAGUUGGCUGGUGAAGAGCGAACAGUCGAAAGCGAACGAGCCAUCUUGCUUGCACUGACUGGCUGGAAGACAGCCAAUCCAACUGAAAAACUGAAGCAACUCAGCUGCGAGUUUUGCUGUAGGAAGGUUGGAACCUGGCUCUACGCAUCUCCCAAGGAGCUCGUCUCAGAGGACACUGGUUGCAAGCAAGAAAACGGCGAUGGACAUGGUGUCAAAAGGAAACACGAGGAGGAAGAAAUGGACCCACUGAAGGAGCAUCGUCCCUGGUGCAUUUGGGUUGUGACUGGAACAUCAGGAAAAAAAGGCUGGGUUGUUUAUAGCGAGUGCCUCCUAAGGAAUCUCGAAUCAAGCAGCGAUCAAACCGGAACUGGCCCUUCUGCUUCAGUUGCUGCAUUUCAAGAAAAAGUUGAACGGAUCCUGAACUCGUGGAAGAAGAUUAAGGUGCCUCCCACUUGAAGCAACUCUGUUAUGCCGGAUGAGAAAUUCCGCAGCUUCGUAUUUCGUAUUAUAUGUUCAAUGUUACAGAUGAUGUUACAAAUUAUGUUAACAGUUGUGAUCUUCAAAAGGUCGAAGCUAUCACGCAAACACAUUCUCGCAAUAAACGUUAUUUAUUUACA